UGUAAUUUAGCCCAAAAACAGGGUCAUUUUCUUAUCUCUCAAUUUAAAGCGAGCCAUAGCCAGAACCUGGCGGGAAAGUUAAAAGCCAAAGCCCAAAUUCAGCUCUUCUGUUCUUCUUCAUUGCAACCAAAGAAGCAGGAAAAGAACAGAGUAAAGAAAUGGAAGAAUCCAAAGAGAAAAUGUGUUGGAGAAAAGAAGUGGAUCAGAAUCUAAAGCGGCUCCAAUCGCUGCUCUUCGGCGCCGAGCUCUGUCUUGAGAAGCAGGAUUUCGCGGCGGCUCAGAUCCUCUUGCUUCGACUUCUCGGCUUCCUCGAUUCUCGCUCUCACUCCGAAGUCGAUGAGGCCUUCACUGGUCCCAUCCGUAACGGCGCCGUCUCUAAGCUUGACUCAGCUCGCCGUGCCCUCGUUCAAGAAUCUGAUCGCCUAGCAUUUGAACAAGCAGGAAAAGCUCCUGGUUGUGUUUUUGGCAUGAAAGGAGGUAUUGACAUUGAUAAAAUCAAGCAAUCAAGUUAUUUCUGUGCACUGCUUCAGCAAUCUAAAGGAAAAGCUCUAAGUGAAUUGGGAGGACAGCAAGAGAGGCAAGAUAAGUUGAUUAGCAAGCCGUCACAAGCUAUGACGCAGGCAAAGUUGACAUCUUUGUAUGGAAACAAAAUUACAACAGCAAAUAAUUGCUCAUAUAAAAGUUCUUUGAACUCCAAAGAUAACAGUUCCAAAGAUUGUGUUAUAGUGGAAAAGGGUCAUUCUUAUCACAACCUCCGUAGGGGACACAGUGUUUCAACCUUUUCCAAAGUUGAAGAGGAAGAAAGAGGCCAUGGGAAUAGCUCGGGGACAAAGCGCGCACACAUAGAAAUCAGUACCUUCAGAAACGACAGUGAAAGGUCAUCGCCAAGCAAUGAAGAAUCUAAUGCCGAUGUUUCGGGGAAUGGAUUUGUAACAGCAAGAGCAAAACUGGAAAUGGAUGUGAGACAAAAACGAGGGCUGGCUGGUUCUCCAAGUGCUUCUAUCUCCCCACAGAAAGAUACCAAUUUUAAUUCUAGAGGUUAUGGUGCAAAAUCAUAUGGUUUUUCACGCCGUGGAGUUCGUGGUAAUUUUGUUCCCCCUAUAAGAUCUAAUGGGGGCAGUUCUGGAAAUGUGACAUCACGAAUUGGCGGAAAGAGUGAUGAUACAUUAGAUGACUCAACAAGGGCAUGCUUGGAAAUGCUGUGUGGUCCUGAUGGUGAGCUUCCCGAAAAAUUAAGGAAUUUGGAACCCCGCCUUAUUGAGCAUGUCAGCAAUGAGAUUAUGGAUCGAGAUCCAAAUGUUCGGUGGGAUGAUAUUGCUGGCUUGGAGCAUGCCAAAAAAUGUGUGACAGAGAUGGUCAUAUGGCCUUUAUUACGUCCUGACAUAUUUAGAGGCUGUCGCUCUCCUGGAAGAGGUCUUCUUCUCUUUGGUCCCCCAGGAACAGGCAAAACAAUGAUUGGAAAAGCUAUAGCUGGUGAAGCAAAAGCCACCUUCUUCUACAUAUCUGCUAGUUCAUUGACAAGCAAGUGGAUUGGCGAGGGUGAAAAGCUAGUGAGGGCGCUUUUUGGAGUGGCAAGUUGUCGUCAGCCGGCUGUAAUUUUUGUUGAUGAAAUAGAUUCACUUCUAUCUCAGCGUAAGUCAGAAGGUGAGCAUGAAUCAAGUAGAAGACUCAAGACACAGUUCCUCAUUGAAAUGGAGGGCUUUGAUAUUGGCAGUGAGCAGAUUCUUCUUAUAGGAGCAACAAAUAGACCUCAAGAACUAGAUGAAGCAGCAAGGAGAAGGCUUACCAAGAGGCUUUAUAUCCCCCUUCCUUCAUCAGAAGCAAGAGCCUGGAUAGUACGUAAUCUGUUGGAGAAGGAUGGACUAUUCAAACUUUCGGAAGAGGAUAUUGACGCCAUAUGCAAGUUAACUGAAGGCUACUCAGGAUCAGAUAUGAAAAACUUAGUGAAAGAUGCAUCUAUGGGACCUCUUAGAGAGGCUCUGAGACAAGGCAUAGAAAUUACAAAGCUCAAGAAAGAGGAUAUGCGGUCAGUAACUCUUCAGGAUUUUGAGAAUGCAUUACAAGAGGUCCGACCCUCAGUUUCUCUGAACGAAUUGGGUACGUAUGAAGAAUGGAACAAACAAUUUGGAAGCUUAUCACUCUAAAGAUUGCACAAAGAAUCAAAACAAAACAGAGAUUGUUUUUGCUUUUAAUUGGCAGAAAAGAAUCACGCUUGUAAGCAGUAAGUAGCAUCUUACUACUUUGACCUCUACGAAAAUGAGAUACUUUACUACUUUGAUUUCUAUUAUCCCGUGGGUAUUGUGUUAUCAAUUUGAAUCAAGGUAGUUAACC
Messenger RNA from Durio zibethinus, 2331 nucleotides. Its product is annotated as ATPase family AAA domain-containing protein FIGL1-like. Lineage: Eukaryota; Viridiplantae; Streptophyta; Magnoliopsida; Malvales; Malvaceae. Gene Ontology annotation, molecular function: ATP hydrolysis activity; ATP binding. The record is from RefSeq and is a predicted model, not a curated record.